Messenger RNA from Nothoprocta perdicaria, 981 nucleotides. RefSeq names its product glycoprotein-N-acetylgalactosamine 3-beta-galactosyltransferase 1-B-like. The transcript has 4 exons. The annotation marks the transcript as partial. Gene Ontology annotation, cellular component: membrane. The record is from RefSeq and is a predicted model, not a curated record. NCBI's taxonomy places the organism in Eukaryota, Metazoa, Chordata, Aves, Tinamiformes, Tinamidae. Gene Ontology annotation, molecular function: N-acetylgalactosaminide beta-1,3-galactosyltransferase activity.
AUGUACGCGCUGGAGUACCUGGCGCACCGCCUGCGCCCCUACGGCUACCGGCCCCGCUACCUGUCACCCAUGUGCACCCGGCACUCGCGGGUGCCCUCCUUCCCCCUGGGCUUUGCCAUGGGGCUGCUCCUGGGGGGGGCCCUGCUGCACAGCCUGCGCCAGGCCCUGGUGCCCCCGACCCCCCCGGCCCCCCUGCGCCUUGCAGCCCGACACCGCCUGCCCCCCCGCACAGUGAACAGCAGCGAGGCGGAGGAGCUGUCGCGGCGCGUGCGCGUGCUGUGCUGGGUGAUGACGGCGCCGCRCAACCUGGCCACCAAGGCGCGCCACGUGCGGGCCACGUGGAGCCGCCACUGCAACGUGGCCCUGUUCAUGAGCUCGCGGCGCGACGAGCGCUUCCCGGCCGUGGGGCUGCGCGCGCGCGAGGGCCGCGAGCAGCUCUACUGGAAAACCAUCCGCGCCUUCCAGUACGUGCACCGGCACCACCUGGGCCAGGCCGACUGGUUCCUCAAGGCGGACGACGACACCUUCGUGCUGGUGGCCAACCUGCGCUGGCUGCUGGCCGCCUACAGCCCCGAGCGCCCCAUCUACUUCGGCAAGCGCUUCCGGCCCUUCGUGCGCCAGGGCUACAUGAGCGGCGGCGCGGGCUACGUGCUCAGCAGGGAGGCCCUGCGGCGCUUCGUGGCCGCCUUCGCCGCCGGCACGUGCACGCACACGAGCUCCGUGGAGGACGUGGCGCUGGGGCAGUGCAUGGAGAAGGUGGGCGUGGAGGCGGGCGACUCGCGGGACACGCAGGGCCGCGAGACCUUCCACCCCUUCCCGCCCGAGUCCCACCUCACCGAGAAGUUCACCAAGAGCUUCUGGUACUGGAACUACUGCUACUACCCCAUCGUGGAGGGCCCGGCGAGCUGCUCGGACCUGGCCGUGUCCUUCCACUACGUGGCCGGGGAGCAGAUGUACGCGCUGGAGUACCUGGCGCACCGC